Racocetra persica is the source of this 507-nucleotide messenger RNA. NCBI's taxonomy places the organism in Eukaryota, Fungi, Glomeromycota, Glomeromycetes, Diversisporales, Gigasporaceae. The record is from the annotation of a GenBank genome assembly.
AUGCCAUCUCAAUUAUUGAUUCCAUAUCUACAUCCACGCUUUUAUUCAUUACAUAACAUGCCUAUCGAUGCUGGAACAUAUGGACCGGAUGGAAUAAUUAUGCCACCGCCCUUAAAUUUAAGUAGUGAAAAAUUAGAACGCCAUGGUGCAUACUUAUUAGAGGAUGGCCAAAAUAUUUUUAUCUGGCUUGGUAGACAAGUAGUGCCUCAAUUAUGUAUGGAUUUAUUGAAUGUUCGUUCAUACGAAGAAGUCCAUUCUGGAAAGGUUACCCUAUUGCAACUGGACAAUUCAUUCUCACAACAUGUGAAUGCAAUUAUUGGUAAAACUCGAGAAUCACGGCGAGGUGUUUAUUAUCCUCAUCUUUAUAUAGUAAAAGAAGAUGGUGGUGAUCCAUCGUUACGAUUAUGGUUCUUAUCACACAUCAUAGAAGAUCGCACGGAUACAGUGAUGAGUUAUCAACAAUGGCUAGGGCAUUUGAAGGAUAAGGUUAACACAGGUUCAUUUUAA